Bipolaris maydis ATCC 48331 is the source of this 1134-nucleotide messenger RNA. The record is from RefSeq and is a predicted model, not a curated record. NCBI's taxonomy places the organism in Eukaryota, Fungi, Ascomycota, Dothideomycetes, Pleosporales, Pleosporaceae.
AUGGCUCCAGCUGUAAUUGAAACCCCGCCAACAGAAUACAAGUCUGGUGUUGGAGCAUACAAGGAAUUUGGCCUAGGAGGCCCGAAGUUCUUUCAAAAAGAACUCGAGCUAAAGGGCACUGAAAAGCACUCGCCUGCCAAAUACCCUCACUACUUGCCUGUCUGGGACAAUGAGAAGGGACAAAAACUACCACCCUGGGAGCCCUUCACCCACGUCGAGCACGGCAAAGACGCCGACCCAACCUUCCCCAACCUCCUCAAAAACGCCACCGUCAACGACUUAACCGCCAACACGGGCGCUGAAGUCCACGGCGUUCAACUCAGCAAGCUUACCAACGCCCAAAAAGACGAACUUGCCCUCUUCGUCGCCAAAAAGAAAGUCGUCGCCUUCCGUGACCAAGACUUCGCCGACAUCCCCAUCAAAGAUGCCCUCGAAAUUGGUGGCUACUUUGGCCGCCACCACAUCCACCCUACUUCGGGCGCCCCAGAAGGCUACCCAGAAGUCCAUCUCGUCCACCGCGGCACAGACGACACUUCCGUCCGCGACUUCUUCGAAGAGCGCACAAACUCGGUCGCCUGGCACUCCGACGUCACAUACGAGAAGCAGCCCCCAGGCACAACCUUCCUGUACAUUCUCGAUGGGCCCGAGGCAGGCGGCGACACACUAUUUGCCAACCAAGCCGCGGCAUAUCAACGAUUGAGCCCGGAGUUCAGGAAGAGGUUGCAUGGACUCAAGGUUGUGCAUUCAGGCAACAGCAAACUACGAGGCGGCAUCGUCCGCCGCGACCCCGUCACUUCCAUCCACCCACUCGUCCGCACGCACCCUGCCACGGGCGAAAAAGCCCUCUUCGUAAACCCCCAGUUCAGCCGGCGCAUUGUCGGCUUCAAAAAGGAGGAGAGCGAGUACCUGCUCAACUUCCUCUACGAUCACAUUGCCAAAGGUCAGGACUUUCAGGUGCGUGUCAAGUGGGCGCCGGGCACGGUGGUGGUGUGGGAUAACCGUGUGACUGCGCAUUCGGCGCUGUUGGAUUGGGAUGAUGGCGCACGUAGGCAUGUUGCGAGGAUUACGCCACAGGCUGAGCCUCCGUACGAGACGCCAUUUGAGGAAAAGGUUGCUGCCACGUUUGAGUACUGA